This is a messenger RNA of Huiozyma naganishii CBS 8797, 2337 nucleotides long. RefSeq names its product DEAH-box ATP-dependent RNA helicase PRP43 (gene PRP43). Gene Ontology annotation, cellular component: spliceosomal complex; intracellular anatomical structure. The record is from RefSeq and is a predicted model, not a curated record. The coding region runs from base 1 to 2337 and encodes 778 amino acids. The transcript has a single exon. Gene Ontology annotation, molecular function: RNA binding; RNA helicase activity; ATP binding. NCBI's taxonomy places the organism in Eukaryota, Fungi, Ascomycota, Saccharomycetes, Saccharomycetales, Saccharomycetaceae.
AUGGGUUCAAAGAGAAGGUUUUCAGAAGAAAAUAUGGCAGAAGAGAAGCAAUUGCACCACGAGCACCCGGAUCCCGUAGCGACGUCUAUUCCAGAGAAGGCUGCAGAAAUCGCAGAGGAGUUGACGCGGAAACACCCGCCCUCACCAUCGCCUCCACUGAUUCACCACGAUGCUGGGGAGUUUACCGGGCUUUUCCGGCACCACACUACUGCGGAGCAAGCGCAGAAGUUGGAGGAUGGGAAGGUCAACCCAUUUACAGGUGGUAAGUUUAGCGCAAACUACGUCAAGAUCUUGAAAGUGAGGCGUGAUUUACCUGUGCACGCGCAGAGGGACGAGUUCUUGCGGAUAUACCAGGAGAACCAGAUUAUGGUGUUCGUUGGUGAGACUGGGUCCGGUAAGACCACGCAGAUCCCGCAGUUUGUGCUGUACGACGAGAUGCCACACUUGGAGAACACGCAGAUUGCGUGUACUCAGCCACGUCGUGUUGCCGCAAUGAGUGUGGCACAGAGAGUUGCGGAGGAGAUGGAUGUCAAGCUGGGCGAAGAGGUUGGUUAUUCGAUCAGAUUCGAGAACAAGACCUCGAACAAGACAAUACUGAAGUACAUGACCGACGGUAUGCUUUUGAGAGAGGCAAUGGAGGACCACGACUUGAAGAAAUACUCGUGCAUUGUGCUGGAUGAGGCGCACGAACGUACCCUUGCUACCGAUAUCCUGAUGGGGUUGCUGAAACAAGUGGUACAGAGAAGGAAGGAUCUGAAGAUUAUUAUCAUGUCCGCCACACUGGAUGCGGAAAAGUUUCAAAGCUAUUUCAACGACGCGCCUCUGCUGGCUGUCCCCGGGAGAACUUUCCCCGUUGAGAUAUAUUACACUCCGGAGUUCCAAAGAGACUACUUGGACUCCGCAAUUCGCACAGUGCUGCAGAUACACGCCACAGAGGAGGAAGGUGAUAUCUUGCUGUUCUUGACUGGUGAAGACGAAAUUGAGGAGGCGGUGAGAAAGAUUUCUUUGGAAGGUGACCAGUUGACCAGAGAGGAAGGUUGCGGUCCACUGUCCGUUUACCCAUUGUACGGUUCCCUGCCACCACACAUGCAGCAGCGUAUCUUCGAACCUGCACCGCAGUCCCACAACGGUAGACCAGGGCGGAAAGUCGUCGUCUCCACAAACAUUGCGGAAACGUCAUUGACUAUCGACGGUAUUGUGUACGUUGUCGACCCUGGGUUCUCCAAACAGAAAGUUUACAACCCAAGAAUCAGAGUCGAGUCGCUGCUGGUGUCGCCCAUCUCUAAGGCCUCGGCACAACAGAGAGCUGGUCGUGCCGGUCGUACCAGACCAGGUAAGUGUUUCAGACUGUACACGGAGGAAGCCUUCCAAAAGGAGUUGAUAGAGCAAAGUUACCCAGAGAUUCUGCGUUCCAACUUAUCGUCUACUGUGCUGGAACUUAAGAAACUGGGCAUUGACGAUUUAGUCCACUUCGAUUUCAUGGAUCCUCCAGCCCCAGAAACGAUGAUGAGGGCGUUGGAGGAGUUGAAUUACUUGGCGUGCUUGGACGAUGACGGAAACUUGACUCCACUGGGAAGGUUAGCCUCACAGUUCCCACUGGACCCAAUGCUAGCGGUCUUGCUUAUCGGAUCCUUCGAGUUCCAUUGUUCGCAAGAAAUACUGACCAUCGUGGCCAUGUUGUCCGUUCCAAAUGUCUUCAUCCGUCCGUCGAAAGACAGGAAGAGAUCUGACGAUGCCAAGAACGUCUUUGCACACCCUGAUGGGGACCACUUAACUUUGCUGAACGUGUACCACGGGUUCAAGUCCGACGAAGCUUACGAGUUCGGGAUCCAGAAAUGGUGUCGAGAGCAUUUCUUGAAUUACAGGUCGUUGGCUGCCGCGGAUAACAUCCGCAACCAACUGGAGAGGCUGAUGUUGCGCCACAACCUGGAGCUGAACACCACGGACUACGACUCUCCAAAGUACUUCGACAACAUCAGGAAGGCGCUAGCCGCUGGGUUCUUCAUGCAGGUUGCCAAGAAGAGAUCUGGUGGGAAGGGCUACAUCACCGUGAAGGAUAACCAGGACGUCCUGAUCCACCCGAGCACGGUGAUCGGCCACGACUCCGAAUGGGUCAUCUACAACGAGUUUGUGUUGACCUCCAAGAACUACAUCAGAACAGUGACUUCCGUGAGGCCCGAAUGGCUGAUCGAGUUCGCUCCAGCGUACUACGACCUGGACAACUUCCAGAAGGGUGACAUCAAAAUGUCACUCGAGAGGGUCCAAGAGAAAGUCGACCGGAUGAAGGAUCUUCAUACCAGCUCGAAGAAGUCCAAGAGCAAGAAAAGCAAGAACUAG